Neurospora crassa OR74A is the source of this 1796-nucleotide messenger RNA. RefSeq names its product acetyltransferase. Gene Ontology annotation, molecular function: acyltransferase activity, transferring groups other than amino-acyl groups. The transcript has a single exon. NCBI's taxonomy places the organism in Eukaryota, Fungi, Ascomycota, Sordariomycetes, Sordariales, Sordariaceae. Bases 535 to 1371 code for a protein of 278 amino acids. The record is from RefSeq and is a predicted model, not a curated record.
ACUGUUUCCACCGGAUACCGGAUCGGUGAUCAACAGACGGCAUUGGCAGGCUCGGAGCGGACCUCUUGACAAGACAGAUUCGUUCCUCUGAUUCUUCUUGGCAGGUUCUCAUCUGCGCAACUUGUUUCACAAAUCAGCUCAGAAUUCCACAAACACCAACGAAUAUUGCAAUUCUUCAUUGCCCUUGCGGGUUUUUGGGUAUUCCAAGGCUUGGCCAAAGAGGUUCUCACCAAACGGGAAACCACGCUUUGGUUUUUUUACCAUCAUAUCAGUCAGAUCAGUCAUCCAACCACUGACACAUUCCUGGCAUUCACAUUUCCAGUCAGGACUUGGCACCAGUCAAUGACUCUGUCAUAAAACUGUUAGAGAAAUUGCCGUGAGCGCUGUGUCUGCUCGUUCUCUUACAUAAGUCGAGUCUUCUCGGCAGCCCAAGGUUCCAACUUUGUUGACCAACAUCAAAACCCAAGAGGUUUCCCCAAUACCUCUCUCCCGUCUAACUUGCAAUCAAAUCUGCAAUCAACACCAACCACAAAAAUGGGCACCCCCUUCAUCGCCACCCUCGAGCCUCCUGGUCUCGCCCUUUCCCCCUGGAACGCCUCUCUCCCCCCUUCCCAGCAAUCCUCCUCCACAACCAGCACCAUCCCCAAGACCUUCCUCGACGCCAUGACCAUCCGCGAGUCCGUCUUUAUCAACGAGCAACAAAUCCCCGCCGAAAACGAAUUUGACGCCAACGAUGCUCGCUCCGUCCACUUCGUCAUCUACGCCUCCAUCAACCAAGUCGUCCAGCAAGAGGAGCGGGACGCGAACAGUGGGAGAGUCAUGAGGCCAAGAAAGUCAGAGACGCGGUCGGUGCCAAUUGGCACGGUCAGGAUAGUCCCUUUUCCUCACGCCCCGCAUCCUGUCAAGGGAGGGAAGUAUUUGGCUGACGAGUUGGUGAACCUGGAGGAGCUGGACUCGGAGACCAAGAAGGCGUUGGAGGUGGUGCAGAGGGGCGGGAAAGAUCGCAAGACAAGUUUGCACGAUGGAGAGGAAGUCUACAUGAAACUGGGGCGACUGGCUGUCUUGAAAGAGUUUCGCGGUCGUGGCAUCGCAGGCCAGCUGAUCAGGCGCGCCUUGGACUGGAUGAAAGAGCACCCCAGGUAUUUCAGCCCGUCGGUCAAGGAGAGGGGGUUCGAAGCCCUGGGAAUCGAUCCGGAAAGGGACGCGAGGAUGAUGCCUAAGUGGCGAGGUCUGUUUUGCGUUCACGCCCAGGUCAGUGCCGUCGGUGCUUGGCAGAGGGCUGGCUUUGUGGUAGAUGAAGAGAUGGGGAGGUGGUGGGAGGAGGGGAUUGAGCAUGUUGGCAUGUUUUGUCGGGUGGAUGCGAGGGCGUAGGGGUAUCUGCCGGAGUCGGGGCUGAGGACGAAUGGACAUUGGGGGAUAUUGGGCAAAGAUGUUGGUGGUUGGUAGUGGUAUUUGUGACAGUGUUUCCUUCUUGUUAGCGGGUGUGUGUGACAUUGAUACCAUAAAAAGGGUGAUGGGAAGAUGGGUCAUAAAGGGCUAGAGGAAGUCUUGAGUCGUUAAUUCACUUGAUGGCAGAAGUACCGCCCUAUUGAAACUAAUACAUGAUGAAGUAUGAGCAGCUAGACUUCUGUAGCGGUGACGUUAAGCAGGAGCCUGAAGCGGCAGAUGACUUACGUCAUGUUGUUGGAGCCAGGGAGAUUCAGCGAAAAUGCUUCCUUGCUAUUAGCGCUUGCGAUAUGUUGUAUCAUACAAAAAGAGGGUAGGGACGUUAAGUCUGAAAGCAAAAAGGUGUUGGA